UCUGGUCCGCGCAAACAUGAGGCAGCUGCCAGCGGGGCCGGGCAGUCCCAUCCGCUCCGGCUGCGAAGUGGGGACGCGGGCUACCAUUCCGUGCGGCGCCCAGUAUGCAGCGGGCAAAGGAACUUGUUGCCAGGGCUCACCUGGGAGCCGGAUGGAAGAGCAAGUAUCCUGAGGCCACAGGUGCACCUGGUCCUGCUGUUGGCCUUAUGACAAUGGGGCCUGUGGCCUUCACAGUCUUUAUGUCCCCAUCCCUAUGGCCUGCCCGUGUCUACCCUGGCCAGGGAUGGAGAAGAUCAUACCUCCCAGUGCCCAGCUGGGCAGGGACAGCAGUCUUAAGGGAAGCAUCCACAAGGUCCCUCACCAGUGCUAAGGACCCUGCAGGAGGUCACCAAGGCAGCAGAUGGCAGCCUCUUGGGAGACCCUGGGCGCACUCCACUGAGCAAGAAGGAUGGUGUCAAGUGGCAGCGGCCACGAUUCACCCGCCAGGCCCUGAUGCGGUGCUGCUUGGUCAAGUGGAUCCUGUCCAGCACUGCCCCACAGGGCUCAGACAGCAGUGACAGUGAGCUGGAGCUGUCCACGGUGCGCCACCAGCCGGAGGGGCUGGACCAGCUGCAAACACAGACCAAGUUCACCAAGAAGGAGCUGCAGUCCCUCUACAGGGGCUUCAAGAACGAGUGUCCUACAGGCCUGGUGGAUGAAGACACCUUCAAACUCAUCUACUCGCAGUUCUUCCCUCAGGGAGAUGCCACCACCUAUGCACAUUUCCUCUUCAACGCAUUCGACACCGAUGGGAACGGGGCCAUCCGCUUCGAGGACUUUGUGGUCGGACUCUCCAUCCUGCUGCGAGGCACAGUCCAUGAGAAGCUCAAGUGGGCUUUCAAUCUCUACGACAUUAACAAGGACGGCUACAUCACCAAAGAGGAAAUGCUGGCCAUUAUGAAAUCCAUCUACGACAUGAUGGGCCACCACACCUACCCCAUCUUGCGGGAGGACGCGCCCUUGGAACACGUGGAGAGGUUCUUCCAGAAAAUGGACCGGAACCAGGAUGGGGUAGUGACCAUCGAGGAGUUCCUGGAGACCUGUCAGAAGGAUGAGAACAUCAUGAACUCCAUGCAGCUGUUUGAGAAUGUCAUCUAGGAUGUGCAGAGGGGCCCUGGGUGGCCACUGCCACUCCACCCGAGAAACCGGAACUUUUUUCUAAUGUAUUUGAAAAAAGUGAGAUGUUCACUCCUGAUACACACACACACACACACACACACACACACACACACACAGAGCUCCUCUGGGCUGGCUGGCAGGAGGAGGUGAAAGGUCAUGGGCACCGUUCCCAACAGCUGUCCUCAAAUGUGUGGGGCAAGGCAGCUGCCUCCAGGAUGGGCAGCACCUCUGCCAGUCACUAGAUGUCACCAGGAAGGGGCUCCAGAGCCUGAAAGAGCCUCUCCAAAGCAUGGGAUCCCCUUCUUUUCCCACCAAAUGGGAACCCCAGGGUUCCUCUGGCCACUUCCUGCCCAAGGACUUGUGUCCCCAGAGAAGCCCUCAUUAAAGGGCUCCAGAACAUCCAGAAAUGAAGGGGUUCAGACUAGGACAGAGGUGGUCACAGUCUGCUUCCUGGGAAUCCUGUCCCCAAGGCUGGGAUACUGAGCCAGGCAAGCUGGACAGUGCCAGGACACCCUCUGUGAGGCAAGUUUGGGUGGUGAGGGCCCCUGGGCACCAUCCUUCCUCCAUCUCAGGCGGGGAGGGGCUUCCAAGGUGGGGAUAGGGUUUCUAGGAGAAGAACCUGAGGGGACCGUUUGCCAUCUCCCCUAAGGGAGAAGCCUUUGCCUACCCCAGUUCUGGCUCAUGGGGAUGGAAGAGGGGUGCUAUAGCCCCAGAACAGGCUGCUCUCCCCAAGAUCUGCUUAGUCCUGGGAGGAGGUCACAUGGUUCAGACACCUGCAUCCGUGGAUCCUGGGGCAUGGACAGGGCACCUGGUCCCUCUCCCCGCCCCCCAUCUCUCUGGAGCUCCAUGAGGCCCUGCCAUGGGAUCACCCCAACCUCUACAAAAGCACAAGUACUCGCCCUAGAGAGGAGCCACGGUCAUUCAAGUCCUUCCCAAGAUCCAAGGAAACCUGGGUCCUGAAAGCCCCAACCUAGGUGGCCCCCAGGAAGGAGUUCAAGGGUCUGUUUGGUGCCCUAGCGCCUUGGAGUCUUGAAGGCCAUUUCCAGCCCCACUCACCAAUGUUCAGAAGCACAAACCUGGGAGCCCAGCUUGGUGGCCCCGCCUGGGCUAUGGAGAUCCUAUGGGGGGCAACAGUGAGGGCCGAGCGCCUGUUUGAGGAACACUCCCACAUAAUACAUUCCAUCGGGCCACCCAUGUCUGCUCAGGCUGGUCCUGGUGACCCCACACAUUCCCAGGACACUGGCCCCAGGUGAGCAGACCCCUCAGAGGAAAGGCAGGCUGGCCAAGGACGUGGGACCCUCGUCCCCACACACAGGUGGAUGUCUCAUGGAGUAGCACUGAUGCCCACUACUGGGGUCCCCCUCCCCUCCUCCAGGGGAGUGUGUGUCACCUUCCCCUGGCUCAGGGAUCUCCUCCUGCCCCAGCCCGCCCUCCCAGCUGGCAUCCUGUGCUUCUCAGGGGCCAAGGCCACAGGAGACAGUCGCCACCAUGCCCCUGUCCCCUUGUCUCCCACGCUGGGCCACGACGGGCCGCAUGUCUGCAUGGCAGCAGCGUCUCCCUUAGGCGUGGCUGGGAAGACAGUUCCUGGCGCCCACCAAUAUUCAAUCCUAUAUAUUUUAAUAAA
Messenger RNA from Octodon degus (degu), 2782 nucleotides. It is a transcript of the gene Kcnip3, whose product is annotated as potassium voltage-gated channel interacting protein 3. The coding region runs from base 493 to 1137 and encodes 214 amino acids. Gene Ontology annotation, cellular component: nucleus; voltage-gated potassium channel complex. The transcript has 10 exons. NCBI's taxonomy places the organism in Eukaryota, Metazoa, Chordata, Mammalia, Rodentia, Octodontidae. Gene Ontology annotation, biological process: regulation of potassium ion transmembrane transport; negative regulation of transcription by RNA polymerase II. The record is from RefSeq and is a predicted model, not a curated record. Gene Ontology annotation, molecular function: DNA-binding transcription repressor activity, RNA polymerase II-specific; potassium channel regulator activity; RNA polymerase II cis-regulatory region sequence-specific DNA binding.